Messenger RNA from Sclerotinia trifoliorum, 714 nucleotides. NCBI's taxonomy places the organism in Eukaryota, Fungi, Ascomycota, Leotiomycetes, Helotiales, Sclerotiniaceae. The record is from the annotation of a GenBank genome assembly.
UUACUACUCACUUAACUUGAGGUUCUUUGUUAUACGUAAAAUAAGAUCUUAUAAAUUUCAUUUCAUUACGCGUACACUUUAGAAAUACAAUACGGAAUAUCUAUCUAUCUCUCUCUUUCCGUAUCCUCUAUCGAAAAAUACUAAUAACCAACAAUUAAAUCAAUCAAACUCAACACAAUACAAUACAAUACCUCAAAAAUGGCCACCCCAGAUCUCCCAAAAACCAUCAAAUCCCUCAUCCAACCCGACAUCCACAGCCCCAAACUAAUCCUCACCGAAAUCCCCCUUCCAACACCCACCCCAGGAACAACCGAACAUCUCAUCCGCGUCCAAAGCACCUCUCCCUGCUCAGGCGAACUAACCUGGAGCGCCUCCAUCGCCCAAUACGCCGCCAUCUCCCCCGAAUACAGCAAAUACGCCUCCGCACCGCACCGUCUACAAGUCCCCUGCUACGACCUCUCAGGCACAGUGGUCCUCGCACCAGAAAACUCACCCUUUCCCCCCGGCACAGAAAUCUACACGCGAACUUCAUUUGCGCGACCCGGAAACGCAAGGGAAUAUACUAUAGCGCUACAAGAAGAACUCGCGCGUAAACCGGCAAAUUUAUCCUGGGAAGAAGCGGCGUCUAUUCCGCUAAGUGCGUUUACGGCGUGGCAGGCUCUGUUUGUGCAUGGGGUGUUAGGUGUAUGCGGAUGAUGCGAAGGAGGAGAAUGG